This is a messenger RNA of Aspergillus thermomutatus, 954 nucleotides long. RefSeq names its product GILT family protein. The record is from RefSeq and is a predicted model, not a curated record. Gene Ontology annotation, molecular function: oxidoreductase activity, acting on a sulfur group of donors, disulfide as acceptor. The transcript has 2 exons. Lineage: Eukaryota; Fungi; Ascomycota; Eurotiomycetes; Eurotiales; Aspergillaceae. Bases 1 to 954 code for a protein of 317 amino acids.
AUGGAAAAACUACAGUAUCAGAAUCAGAGCGAAGGUCUCCAUGAUCUUGACGCGAUCGAAUCUGCUGAGGCGGGUUCCCGCCAUUCCCGCCGCGACCGACCUGCAUCACAAGUUCUGCGGCGUACCUUGAUGGUCAUCUCGCUUGGUUUCGUCCUUUUCAGUGUUCUCACCUGGUUUCCUGUAUCUAUCUCAAAAUUCUUGUUGCAUUCAUGUCAUCGGUCGUCGAAGUGGCUGGAUGAUGGUUUCUCUGCUUCACCAUUCACGAGGGCUGAUGUGAUGUCCUUGAUGGAGCACAACCCUGAGGCAUCAGCGGUUGACAACAAAGUUCCCCUGGAGGUUCACAUCAUGAGCAAAUGCCCAGAUGCUCGGGAUUGUCUACAAAAAUUGGUAGUUCCUGCCAUGGAGCAGACCAGCGACAAAGUAGACUUUGGAUUGUCAUUUAUUGCAAGUGUAUCCAACAAGUCUACAGAUGUAGUAUGCAAACAUGGUCCUGCCGAAUGCAUAGGGGACAUGCUCAUUCUCUGUGCUGCGAACCUCCCUUUCCCGCCGAAGGGACAAAGCAUGCGUCGAACCCCAACGAUUCGCUCCUUGGGCUUCGCCAACUGCCUGAUCAGUUCCUAUGAGAAGAUCCCGGAGCGCUCAUUCGUCGAGCAAUGCGCCCUGGAGCACGGCAUUGAUUUUGAUGCCUUGAACGAGUGUGCCAGCCAGCAGGACGAUGACCCUGGCCAUGACGGAGGGGACAAGGAUCCCCUUAGCGGUAUUGCGCUGCUACGCAAGAGUGCGCUGCAUAGCGAGGCACUUGGUGUCUCAACUAGCUGUACCGUCCGGCUAGACGAGCAUGUGUGGUGUGUUCGUGAUGGCGACGUGUGGAGAGACUGUGCCAAAGGAGGAAGAGGUAGUCAGGUUCCAGUUUUUGUUGAGGAGAUCAAGAAGCUCUGGAAAGAGCGGAAUUAA